This is a messenger RNA of Passer domesticus (house sparrow), 1211 nucleotides long. RefSeq names its product phosphoribosyl pyrophosphate synthetase 2 (gene PRPS2). The transcript is spliced from 8 exons. Lineage: Eukaryota; Metazoa; Chordata; Aves; Passeriformes; Passeridae. Gene Ontology annotation, molecular function: ATP binding; magnesium ion binding; ribose phosphate diphosphokinase activity. The record is from RefSeq and is a predicted model, not a curated record. The coding region runs from base 38 to 1015 and encodes 325 amino acids. Gene Ontology annotation, cellular component: ribose phosphate diphosphokinase complex; cytoplasm. Gene Ontology annotation, biological process: purine nucleotide biosynthetic process; 5-phosphoribose 1-diphosphate biosynthetic process; ribonucleoside monophosphate biosynthetic process.
CGAGCUCGCCCGCCCGCCCGCCGCGCUCGCCCCCGCCAUGCCGAACAUCGUGCUGUUCAGCGGCAGCUCCCACCACGACCUGUCCCAGCGGGUGGCGGACCGGCUCGGGCUGGAGCUGGGCAAGGUGGUCACCAAGAAGUUCAGCAACCAGGAGACCAGUGUAGAGAUUGGUGAAAGUGUGAGAGGGGAAGAUGUGUAUAUUAUCCAGAGUGGCUGUGGAGAAAUAAAUGACAAUUUAAUGGAACUGCUCAUCAUGAUCAAUGCUUGCAAGAUUGCAUCAUCCUCCAGAGUGACUGCUGUAAUUCCCUGUUUUCCAUAUGCCAGGCAAGAUAAGAAAGACAAGAAGGGGUCCGUGGAGCGUUGGAGCCGUGCACCAAUCUCUGCAAAACUUGUUGCCAACAUGCUGUCAGUUGCAGGGGCUGACCACAUCAUCACCAUGGACUUGCAUGCUUCUCAGAUCCAGGGUUUCUUUGACAUUCCAGUAGACAACCUGUAUGCAGAACCUGCAGUCCUGCAGUGGAUUAAAGAGAACAUUCCCGAGUGGAGAAACUGUAUCAUAGUCUCACCUGAUGCAGGUGGUGCAAAAAGGGUUACUUCAAUUGCUGACAGACUGAAUGUGGAAUUUGCUCUCAUUCAUAAGGAAAGAAAGAAGGCAAAUGAAGUGGACAGAAUGGUCUUGGUUGGUGAUGUGAAAGACAGAGUAGCAAUUCUUGUCGAUGAUAUGGCUGACACAUGUGGCACAAUAUGUCAUGCAGCAGACAAGUUAAUGUCUGCUGGAGCUACUAAAGUUUAUGCCAUUCUAACUCAUGGCAUCUUUUCUGGUCCUGCCCUCUCUCGGAUUAAUAAUGCAUCAUUUGAGGCUGUUGUGGUAACCAACACAAUCCCCCAAGAGGAGAAAAUGAAACAUUGCCCAAAAAUACAGUUUAUUGACAUUUCCAUGAUCCUGGCAGAGGCAAUUCGAAGAACACACAAUGGUGAAUCAGUGUCUUACCUGUUCAGUCAUGUCCCCUUGUAACUGCAGGGGAUUACACUGCGUCUUUGCAAAGGUCUCUUAAGCUAGCACUGUUUUUAACUGUGCACAUCAGCCAGGAGAAAUUAUUCUCUUUGUACAAUUCGAGAGCUUGUAUGUUUAAUUAUCAUAUUUGUCUUGUAAUUACCAUUUGUUCUUUGUAAAUGGGCAAUAAAUCUCCAUCUUGCAGAAACCUUAAGAA